This is a messenger RNA of Oenanthe melanoleuca, 3140 nucleotides long. RefSeq names its product N-alpha-acetyltransferase 80, NatH catalytic subunit (gene NAA80). The record is from RefSeq and is a predicted model, not a curated record. Gene Ontology annotation, biological process: protein acetylation. The transcript is spliced from 2 exons. NCBI's taxonomy places the organism in Eukaryota, Metazoa, Chordata, Aves, Passeriformes, Muscicapidae. Gene Ontology annotation, cellular component: cytoplasm. Gene Ontology annotation, molecular function: N-acetyltransferase activity; acetyl-CoA binding. Bases 1 to 1065 code for a protein of 354 amino acids.
AUGGACAUCGCCAAAACAGCCUUGGGCAGCCCUGCUCCAGAGGGAGAGGAGCUGCAGCACGGCAGGUCUUCCCAGUGGGGCUGGGUGUCCCUGGGACUGGAGGCGCUGCGGAGGGCUGGGCAGCUCAGGGUGGGGCUUGCCGCCGUCCUGCCACGGCCAGGGGUGGGUGGGUGGCUCCUGCGGGGAUUCGGGAGCGGCCGGAGCCGCGGGGCAGCGCGGGCCCGGGGGCGCGCACGGGGCUCCUCCGGCCGGCAGAGGGCGCGCGCGGGGCGGCGGGCGCGGGAAGUGACGGCGGCGGCGGGGCCGGAGAGCGUGAGAAGAAUGGGUUCCGUGUCAGAGGAGCUCAGCUUGGUCCCCUUGCACCAGAGGCCGGAGCUGCUGGAAGCCUGUGCCGAGCUGCUGGGCGAGGAGUGGGGCAAGAGCCGGGCGUCGCGGCUCCACACCCUGCAGCGCUCCUCCGACGCCUUUCCCACCUGCCUGCUGCUGAUCCGGAGCCUGAGCCCCAGCCAGACCCCUGCUGCCCGGGAGGGGCCCUGCGAGCUCGUGGGCCAUGCCCGCCUGUCCCGUGUGGUUGGCCGUCCCCAUGACCUCUUUGUGGAGAGCGUGGUGGUGUCCCGGGCGCUGCGGGGCCGGGGCUACGGGCGGCGCCUGAUGGAGGCCACUGAGCGGUGGGCCUGGGCCCGGGGCUUUCGCUGCCUGCACCUCACCACCCACGACAAGCAGCAUUUCUAUGCCCACCUGGGCUUUGUCCUGGGUGAGCCGGUGCAGAGCGUGGCCUUUCUCAGCCCGGCUAUAUCUUCUGAGGUGCUGCGGCUUUUCUCCGCCCCCUCCGGGGCUGCCACUGCCACCACCACCAGGCCAUGGGUACCCGCUGCCCCCCCUCCUCCCCUGCCGCCCCUCACUGUCCCCCCACCGCCUCCCCCACCGACUGUCAUCUGGGCAAGGGGUGUCCUGGCUGAGAGCAGCGAGCAGAGCCUCCUGGAAUCCCCACACCGUGAUGCCAAAGGGCUCCCCAUCUUCUGGAUGAAGAAGGACAUCCGAGGGGCUGGGGCCCCGAGCCAGUGAUUAAAUCAGUGCAGGCAGGAGCUGCCUGCUGCAGCACUGCCUGACUGCCUGCCAUUCUUCAGGUCUGGCACCAGCUCACCCAGCCUCAUGGUUCACUCUGGCCCCAUUGCUGGGGGCACGGGGUGCUGGCAGGGAAGUGGUUCCCAUGCCCUGCCCUACCUGGGCAUGCUGCCUCCUGCCUGGGGCUCUGGGACCACCAGCAUGGCGGGGAGCCAGGCCCACCUCAGGCUGUGGGGUUGGCACUAGUCCCCAGGAGCACUGCCCAGUCCCACCAGUGUCUCCUCCAUUUAGGAUUUGCUGUGGGACAGCUGGGGCUGAUGGCAUGUGGUGGCCUCCAGCAUGGUCACAGCUGUACUCAGAGCAGCCUGGGUAAACUGAGGCACAGGAUGGCUGGGGGGCCACUGUGGGAAGAGGGCAUGGUGGCGGCACUACAGGACUGGGUCCCCUGCAGUGCGUGGUGAGGGGGGCAGGUGGCCAAGCCCCCCUAGGGCAGCCUGUGUCAGUAAGGGCCAGAGGCAUGGGAGCAGGAAGGUCAGAGAGAGUGUCCGGCCUCGCAACGAGGGAUUAGCACUGUCCUUGCUGUAUCACGCGGCCCUGAGCCCAUUCCCCGCCUAAUCCCCUCAUUCUGGGCAGCUGGCCAGCGCUGGGCAGGGGCACCAGACCCCUCUGUCCCUGCCUAAGCUGUAAGGGACAGAGCUUCCCCUCUGGCCCCACCUUGCCUCGUGUGGGGACUCAGUCCUUCAGCAGAUCACCCAGCCUGGCUCAGCACUGAGCUGAAACGGGGACCAGGGAAUUUCAGUGCCUCCACUACAGGCACGACUGGGAGCUGCAGGGACAUUGAGGCACCAGGGUCAGUGGCUUGCAGUGCCACUCCAGAGCUCUGCCGUGGUUGUGGUGGUGCAAGCAGGAUCUCAGCACCAGAGAACAGCAGGCAGAGGCAACACUGGCAGUGCUGAGGCAGGAGGGGUCUCAAACCCCCAAGUAUACCCAGUUCUGUCAGGUUUUGGGGUGGGCAGCAUGUGCUUGCAGGACAGCCCAGCCCCUGUGGCCAGUCCUAGUCCACCAUGUGCCAGGGUGGCAAUGCCUGCAUUGUUGGAAUCCCACUGCAUCCCACAGCCUCACCCCCACGGCUCUCCUUUCCUCGCAGGGUGCCGGCCCCGCAAGCCACUGCUGAGGGGAUGGUGCUGGUGCUGGCACUGUGGGCCUGCCUGGCACUGGGCACAGCCAGUGAGGAGAGCCCGGCCCCCGAGCCCCUGGCAGGCGGCCAGCCCUUUGCCGUGGUGUGGAACGUCCCCACCGGCCGCUGCCAGCACCGCUUCGGCGUGGGGCUGCCCCUCAGCGACUACGGCAUCGUGGAGAACCAGGGUGGCCACUUUGCUGGCCAGAACAUCACCAUCUUCUACAAGAACAAGUUUGGGCUGUACCCCUACCUGUCACAGCAGGGUGUCCCCCAUAAUGGGGGCAUCCCCCAGCGUGUCUCCCUCGAAGCCCACAUCAACAGGGUGGCUGAGGACAUCCACCUCCUCCUGCAACCUGCUUUCCAUGGCUUGGCUGUGGUGGACUGGGAGGAGUGGAGGCCCCUGUGGGCCCAAAACUGGGGGGCCAAAAAGGUGUACCGGACAGCCUCAGAGCAGUGGGUGCAGGAGCAGCACGGCAUCCUGCCAGCACAGCAGCGGCUCCGACUGGCCCAGCUGGAGUUCGAGCAGGCAGCACAGGCUCUAAUGGAGGAGACACUUCUGGUGGGCCGGGCCCUGCGCCCUGGGGGGCUCUGGGGUUUCUACCGCUUUCCCGACUGCCUCAACAGCAACUGGGCCAAGGAGGCCAACUACACCGGGCAGUGCCAGCCGGCAGAGGUGCGGCGUAACAACCAUCUGGGCUGGCUCUGGGCCGCCUCCUCUGCCCUCUACCCCAGCAUCUACCUGCCGCUGGCGCUGCCGCCCGCCCUGCGCCAGCGCUACGUGCACCACCGGCUGCGCGAGGCCCUGCGCGUGGCCGCCCGCGGGCCCGGCGGCCUGCUGCCCGUGAUCGCCUACUCCCGCCUCUCCUUCCGCCGCUCGUCCCGCUUUCUGCCGCUG